Dioszegia hungarica is the source of this 2805-nucleotide messenger RNA. Its product is annotated as Frag1/DRAM/Sfk1 family-domain-containing protein. NCBI's taxonomy places the organism in Eukaryota, Fungi, Basidiomycota, Tremellomycetes, Tremellales, Bulleribasidiaceae. The record is from RefSeq and is a predicted model, not a curated record. Bases 1 to 2805 code for a protein of 934 amino acids. The transcript is spliced from 17 exons. Gene Ontology annotation, cellular component: endoplasmic reticulum. Gene Ontology annotation, biological process: fungal-type cell wall organization; GPI anchor biosynthetic process.
AUGACGACCCUGCUCACUGUUCCCGCCGAGCUCGUGCCCCGGUUACACAGCGGGAUCGCAGCGAGUGCCUUCGCGGUAGCUCUCUUUGCCGGGUACGCGAGCGGGAUCUGGAAGGACCUCUGCACCAAUGCUGUCGCAGCUUGGCCAAUAGAGUGGUUCCCAUCAGUAUCGGCAACCAUCGGCGAUCAUCCAGCAUCAAGAAGCCCAUUUCACAUACUCAUAGCGCUAUGCGCGACUCCGAGGUUCCUGCUCUUGGGUCUACAGUGGCUCUCACAUCGCUCAAAGACUACUGGACGGACUGCAGACCUGGAGCUGGCCGUUGGCAUGGCAAGAACAUUCAGCUGUGGAGGCUGGGUCUACAUCACCUCUCGGGAUAGCCAUACUCUGCAUGACCUGUUCAUGAUCAUCUACCUCCUCCUGACCUUGCCCUGGAUGCUGCUAGCGACUUCGGCCUCGUUGAAGCCCCAAACCCGCAGACGGAGGCAAUGGAUGAUGUAUGCCUUCGUGGGGACGCUGCCAUUCUUGAUCUGGCAGUACUACCGUCAUUCAGUCCUCCGCAUACCAGGCUCCUACACGACGUAUGCCUUCUUCGAGUGGUCUUUGGUCGUUUGGGACAUCGCCUUCGACUCGCUGGCCGUUGACGAUCUAAGCAAUCUCAAGGUAAGUCUCUCGCUAGCUUCCGCUGAUGCAGAUUCUAUACCGACCACACCACAAGAAGUCGACUGGACAACCGAUGAGAUCACGACUGGUCUCCAAGCUGUCGCUGCGUACCUCAGCGAUGUCGUCUUUGCUCUCGCCGGUUCUGAGCUUGCUCUUCUAGCAAACCUCUCCCCGAUCUUACUAGCGAACCGAAACAUUCGAAUAUGGACGCAAUCGCGGUCCGGCCUCAUCUGGCUUCGAAGCUCGACAGCCAUAUUCGGUCUCGGGUGCUACGCUGCGCCCUUACCGAUACUGCGCCUGGUGGGCGUGGUGAUCGGAACAGGAACGGGAUGGCUGGCGGUCUUGAGUCCUCUCAUGAGGAUCAAGGGUGGUCGCGAGGCGAGAGCGGAGGCACAAGGCAUCUCAGUCCUGCUCGUUGCUCUCGCCGCUGCGACUCUUCUCAAGCACGUCAAUUCAUCUAUCAAUCCUUUCUGGGCGUCCGCAGAUGCCGCCUCGGGCGGAUGGAAUAAGACUGGCCUAGUCAUCGUCGCUCUCUCCAUCGUUGAGCUAUCGAAUCGCUCUUUCGGCCUUUUCCCCGGAGCUCCUUCCGCGGUCAAGGACAAGGCCAUACCUACCCAACCAGCCAGUAUCGCAGUCGCCGCGGGCUUCGGAGCGCUCGUACACCUCAUCCACACCCUCGCUACCGACGCAGGCACAAUCAUCGCCUGGACAUGGACAGGCUACCCCAUCAAAGGUCCCACUCUCCACCCCUUCGGCGGCGCUGUCCUCGCUACCAUCGCCUUCUCCUCCAUCCUGUCGAUCGACGGCCGUCUAGCAGCCGGCCUGGCCGCUCUCGGAUCUGUCGGUCUGUAUGCGUUCCCCAAUUGGUCCGGGUUUUCCUCCGGUCUGAUUGCCAUUGUCGGCCUCAUCUCUUCUCUUCCAGGGUACCUACAAACGGUCUCGGGCCUUCCUCCAGCGCAUACACUCGGCUGGGCGAUGGCGAUAUACGGCCUCCUCGAUGUCAUUUCGGUCGUUACCGUCGCCUAUGCCUUUGUCCCACUCGGCAAUCUCGUUCGAGAACGGACCGACCUCGUUCUCGGCGUAUCCUGCCUUCUUAUCGCCGCUGGAACGAGAUGCGCUCGGCCCGUACCUGUCUCAGAUCGAGCAGAGAGGCGGAUCAGGAGGACCAACCGGUACUCGACCUAUUCGGUCAUUCUCCUCGCUGCCGUGUCUGUGGCGCACGGGUGCUGGAAGAUGCCGCGGACACAGCCGGUACCUUACUCGAAACAUCGCAUCUUCAGCGGCGGUAUCUGGACUGUCCACUUUGGCGUUGAUGCUGCGGGAAGAGACAGCCAGUACCGCAUGAUGGAGCUGAUCAGGGAUAUGGAGGUGGACGUGGUGGGACUGUUGGAGUCAGAUCUCCAUCGUAUGGUAUACGGGAACAGGGAUCUGACGCGAACUAUCGCGGAAGAGCUAGGCUAUUACGUCGAUCUUGGUCCGGGUCCAAAUCAUCAUACAUGGGGUGCUGCACUGCUUUCCAAGUUCCCAAUCAUCAACUCUACCCACCACCUCCUUCCAUCCCCUCGUGGCGAGCUGGCUCCCGCUAUUCACGCCACUGUGGAUGUUCAUGGCGAGAAGGUCAACGUCGUCGUCUCACAUAACGGUCAAGCAGAGGAAGACCCGCUCGAUCGAGAGCUGCAGACCACCGAGCUCGCCCGGCUGCUCCGUGAGACUGCCGAUACACCUACGAUCUUCCUCGGAUACCUGGUGACCGAACCUGGCGAGAAGCGACCAGCGCCAUAUCAGAUCUUGAUGGAGGACGGGCUGAUGAAUGAUAUCGAAAAGGCUGAUCGCUCGCGGUGGUGCGAGUACAUCGCUUUCCGGGGUCUUUGGCGGAUAGGGUAUGCUAGGGUCCAUGAGAGCGAUAUAACCGAUACGGAGCUGCAGGUCGGCAAGUUCCUCUUACCGUCACCGGGCACGAAGGCGGUCUAUGCGAAUGAUGAGGAGAUGUACUGGCACAUUGGGGAGACUGAUAUACCCGAUCCAUGGAAGAUGCCUGCAAUGUUCCGGGAUGAAGGAGUCAGGGGUCAUCAUUACAUCGUCUGGAUUGGGCCAGUAUACUACAUGCCGCCCGAGCAUAGCGGAUUACAGCUCUACGGUCGCUAG